Molecule: messenger RNA, 1512 nt
Organism: Rhodofomes roseus
Lineage: Eukaryota; Fungi; Basidiomycota; Agaricomycetes; Polyporales; Fomitopsidaceae
Exons: 5
Coding region: 129-1187 (352 amino acids)
Molecular function (GO): protein binding
Source: RefSeq, a predicted model, not a curated record
GUCGCAGCGCGAUCGACUCUUUUUCUCUAAAUCUUUGUAUUAAAUGUUGACUCGACCAUCCGCACAUUCACUCGAAGCAGCGCUGCGCAAGGCACUGUAAUCAGUAUCGUCUUUGAUCUGCGCUUAAGAUGAAGCACACCAUGUCUAGCGACAGCGGCGAAGUUGCCAAUCACGCUGGCAAACGGCCCCGUCUGGACAGCGUCUUUCCGACGAUACAAGGUCCCCUCACCGACGUCAAGCACGACGAACAGCUGUGGUACCCAGACGGGAACAUCAUCCUAGUUGCAAAGGGUGUCGGCUUCCGCGUGUACCGAGGUCUACUUGCCGACCGAUCCGAAGUGUUUCGCGACCUCUUCUCCGUCCCCCAGCCACCGGACGACGAGACGGUCGACGGUUGUCCGAUUGUCCACUUAUCCGACACCGAUAUCGCUUUGAGAGAGUUCUUGCUCGUUCUCCUACGCGGCAAAAGAUACAGCCAAGAGGAUGAUCCUGAGUUGGACCUACUGUCUUUUCGGAUUCGUCUCGCGCAUAAGUACGGCGUUACGAGCCUCCUUGAGGCAUCGGUGUCCAAGUUGAAGGCGCUGUAUCCCUCUCGCCUCGCUGUAUGGCAGAGCAUGCGGCAUACCUUCUCUCCGCGUGCCAUCACCGCUGUUAACUUGGCGCACCUUACUGGCACCCUGACCGUACUACCUGCUGCACUCUAUUGCUGCUGUCAACUCCCCGACGCUACCUUGCUUCGCGGUGCGACGCAUCCCGACGGCUCCAAUGACUGCCUGAACCAAGACGACCUAUUGAAGUGCAUUGGUGGGAAGGUCUAUUUUGCGCAGGAACAAAUGCAAACUAUCUGUUUUUUGUUCUUACGUGGCGAGGCAUCAUGCAGCCAUAGAUGUCCUUCCAAGCCUUCCUGCAAGGGAAUCUUCAAUAAGAUCCAUAGCAAAGCCUUGGCACGCGCAUGGGAGAGGGACACAAUAGCGUGGGCUAUGGAGCCUUGGGACGAUAUACUCAACAAAUUCGACCCCCGCCGUCACCGGCCUGACUCUCCCAACAUGCUCUGCGUGGCUUGUAUGAAGCGGAUCGAUGAAAUGAUCGAAGAGCACUUCACCAGUAUGUGGGACGGGUUGCCAUACCAUCUAGGAGUUACCCUUGAUGACACCGACAAGUGGAGCCAGUCCGGAACCGAGGAGUAGGCCUUGCGAACCCAUACUCGUGACGACGGAAGGGGCAGCUUUGAUUCCAUCGUUCAACCAUCUUGGAACGAUAUAUGUGCUGUCGCGGCGUUCCCUUGUGUUCGCUCGCGCUCAUGUCUGAAGGGGUCGGAAUGGUGUCACGGACUGUUGGUCCUCAUAGACACUUUCCGCGUUCUUCGCUUGAACUUGGUAUGGACGGAUAUACAAAUGAUAUUGCGCCUGCGUCAAAUUUGGCUGCAACGAUCAUGAUCACCCAGCUGGACCGCAGAGCGUGCGUGGUACCGCACCACCCGCGGCCGGAAGUUGCACUGGUUGGGGAGCCAGG